Messenger RNA from Clunio marinus, 2414 nucleotides. NCBI's taxonomy places the organism in Eukaryota, Metazoa, Arthropoda, Insecta, Diptera, Chironomidae. The record is from the annotation of a GenBank genome assembly.
CAAAUUAUUAACUUCGAAUCGAUAAAAGGUGCUGAAAACAUUGUGAAAAAGUCUUAUGGUGGUUGUGGGCUGGGAAAAGCGAACCAGUAAGGAAAGUUAUCGACGUCGUCUAUGAAGUGAAAAGUUCCGCGCUGAAUUGAAAUCGAUUCUCAAAAAAUAAUAAUCUAAACAAAAAGUUUCAAUGAAAUUCCUCUAAUAAUUCAAUAAACUUAUUUAUUAUUCAGUUUGACAAAUAAGAAAGUGCCUGAAUUAAGAAUUAAAGACGCCAAAUACAAAUCUUCGCAUAUCUUAUCAACAAUUUUUUAUCGUAAUUGCGUUGUGACUAAUAUCGAGUGACUUUUCAUACACAAAAAGUCUUCAAAACUUGCUGAAAAUAUGUCUGUAGCACCAAAACUUCUUCAAAAAAUUGAAAUUCAUACAUCAGACGUGACUUGUGUCGAUUUCUAUGGAAGUUCAUUAUUGGUGACCGGUUCAAGUGACAAGACAGUUCGACUCUUCCGAUGGGAAGUCGGUUCAGGAUUUAUUGAAGAUGAACAUUCUCCUUAUUUAGGACAUAAAUAUGCAGUAACAAGCACUACAUUCUCACCAAAGGUAACAAUAAUAAAAAAUAAGCGAAUUCACAUGUAGAUUGAUAUAAUUAACUUGCUAUCAUGAUACAUGAAAGUUUACAUUCAAUGAGAAAUUAAUGAAAAAUAUUGAUGUUGUCGUUUGUGUUGUUCGUUCGCUCUUCAGCUGUUAGACGAAACUUCAACGCAUAAAAGUUUCUUUCUUCAAUCAUAUUCAGUUCAUUGUAGAGCUUAGCAAGAAACAUGUAAAUGUCCUUAACUUUAUUCCAACAUUCAAGCUUUGUUAAGAAGUUAAUUGCAAGUUCAAUCUGCUCCGAAGUUUUCUUCACAUUUUCAAGUUUCAUGUUCUUGGAAGGCGACGACGCAAUGAUUGACUGAACAAAGAGAAAGAAAAGUUUGGCCUUGUCGUAAAUUCCUCCGUUUGCGAGAAUAUUUUCCAUAUUCAAUUUCAAUAUUUUCAAUGCUUGUUGAUGCAUCUCCAUGCGAUAAAGAACAUAAGCGAUGUUCAUUUCAACAAUCGAAUGUUCGUAAUCUAAAUGUUUCUCUUCAGCGAAACUACUUGCACGAUUUAAGAUCAACAAUGAUUCGGAUGGAAUGUUGUGACGAUCGAUUAAGCUUUGAGCUUGUGCAACAAGGCCGCGAACUCUUAGAAGCGGUUCUAAUUUCUCAUCAUCUUGUGAUAAAAGUCGAUCUAAGAGACUUAAUGCAUCUGAACGAUUUCCCCUUGCAAUGUUCAUGUUUGCACGUUGCAGUAAACUCAGAUUUGGGUCUAAAUGAUAUAAAUGAUCACAUGCUAUGGAAGCAUCGCUCCAUUUCUCAUGAUAAAUUGCUUGUUGACUUGUCACAUAUUGAUUUACCAACAUCCAAUUUCGAGAGAUUGGAAAUCGUGGAAAUUUCUCUUUAGCUUUACUUAGAAUCACAGAACUUGAUAAGAAAUCGCCUUGCAUUGCCAUCCACAUUGCCAAAGUACACAAAGCUUGACAUGUUCCUUCGCCAUUGUGAGUUCGUUCCAUCGUUUUUAAGUUCGAAUUUAGUAAGAGUUGACUUGAUAGUGAAGCAAUUUCAUAUUUGCCAUAAAGUGUCCAAAGCGCAGUUCGCUCAGCGACACAAUUUGAGAUCAAAUUCACCAUCGAAUGUUGACAAUUAAGAAUGUCACUUUUAAUGAGAACAUCGAAAAGUUUUGAAGGUAAAUAACCAGAAAUUGCAGCAACUUUCACUAAUGAUUGAAUGUUGAGUGACACUGAACGUACCAAACUCAUUUCCGUCUUAUUUGCAAUGUUUUUCUCUGAUAAUUGAAAGUUUGAUUUGUCGAGUAAACAAAGCCAAAGUUGAGCAAGUUGAAGGCAAACUCGAUCACCAUUUUCUUGUGCAAUCAUUAUGCAUUCUUUCAGACAUUUAAGUGCUUCCGUGUUAUGAUCAAACAUUGUAUGAAGAACUGCAAGAUUUAGAACUGAAUAUUGAAAGUUUGACUUGCAAGUGUUUUGAUCUUGAUGAUUGUGUCCAUGUUUACCAGCAUUUCGAUCAAAUGACCUGUGUAAGGCUUCAAUGCAAUUCGGAAGAUCACGAAUUCGAAUGUUGUUAAGAUAUGACAAGAAAUAAGCUUUUGAAUAUAAUGGAGUGUAAAUUUGGACGAUUUCGUCGAUUCGCUUUUGAAGUUCUUUGGGAUUUAAAGCUUUCGUUUCAUCAUUCUCUAGAAAUGAAGUUUGCUGCGUAACAAACAGUUCUGCUUGCUUCGAUGACCAUUUAUGUUUUGUCAUCAUAGUGUCUUCAAUAUCAUCAAGAUUUGAAGUUGCUGGAGAUAUUUCCAAAGCACGAAUACCUUUUUCGUAGUAAGUUAUGAUAUUUUGA